Molecule: messenger RNA, 315 nt
Organism: Drosophila mauritiana
Lineage: Eukaryota; Metazoa; Arthropoda; Insecta; Diptera; Drosophilidae
Gene: Mst57Da
Product: accessory gland-specific peptide 57Da
Exons: 1
Coding region: 24-224 (66 amino acids)
Source: RefSeq, a predicted model, not a curated record
AAAUUGACUUCCAACUGGUCGACAUGAAGUUCCUAGCUCUUUUCGUCACUUUGCUGGUUGUUCUGGCUGUGGUUAGCGGCCAAAAGAGCCAGAAUACAAAUCACAACGUCAUCGUCAUCGGUAAGAAGCCUGGAGCUGCACCUGCCGCAGCUGCUGCCGCACCUCCUGCCGCAGCUCCUGCUGCUCCUGAAGCAGGCGUCGCAGAUGCUCCCGCCGAAAGAUAAAUAUUAUGAGUCACAGCUUAUUUUCUUCUAAUAAAAUGGAUCGCUAAUCAUAAUAUAUGUUUAUUAAAGUGUGUACUACUAUAUCAAACUA